Messenger RNA from Chelmon rostratus (copperband butterflyfish), 1019 nucleotides. It is a transcript of the gene aprt, whose product is annotated as adenine phosphoribosyltransferase. Gene Ontology annotation, cellular component: cytoplasm. Bases 19 to 564 code for a protein of 181 amino acids. Gene Ontology annotation, molecular function: adenine binding; AMP binding; adenine phosphoribosyltransferase activity. The record is from RefSeq and is a predicted model, not a curated record. NCBI's taxonomy places the organism in Eukaryota, Metazoa, Chordata, Actinopteri, Chaetodontiformes, Chaetodontidae. Gene Ontology annotation, biological process: AMP salvage; adenine salvage. The transcript has 5 exons.
ACACAGCAUUCAGUCAAAAUGGCAGGAGACUCGGAAGCCAAGCUCCGACAGGUUCUCACACACAUCCGAGCUUUUCCAGACUUUCCGAAGAAAGGCAUCUUAUUCAGAGAUAUCUGUCCCAUUCUGAAGGAUCCAGCCAGUCUGACAGCAGUAAUCGACCUGUUUGAAGAACACGUGAGGAAGAAUCACCAGCAGGUUGACCUAAUUGUAGGUUUGGAUGCUCGUGGAUUCCUGUUUGGGCCUCUGCUCGCCCAGCGACUGGGUAUUGGCUUUGUCCUGAUCAGAAAGAAAGGCAAGCUGCCUGGAAACACUGUGUCUGUGGUAUAUGACUUGGAGUAUGGGAAGGCAGAGGCAGAGAUCCAGGUGGAUGCAGUGGCUCCAGGACAGAAGAUUCUGCUCAUUGAUGACCUUCUGGCUACUGGAGGUACAUUGUAUGCAGCCUGCGAGUUGAUGAGGAAGCAGCAGGCUGAGAUUCUGGGCUGCAUGGUGGUCAUCGAGCUCAAAGAACUGAACGGCAUUGAGAAACUGAAACCACACACUGUGUUCUCUCUGGUUCAAUACUGAGGACCACUGUAGCUGCCACACUGGUUGUAAAACCUAUGUUCGUCAGUCAGAUGUGUUCCCAGUGUCACCACUUUGAAAAAAGAAACCUCUUCGGUCCCCACACACGUUUGAUGUUUUUUCAUUUCAAUCAUGUAUUGUUUGCAUUGUCAGUUGGUGCUAAAAUAUAAAAUGUUUUGUAAUUCACACAUAAAUCUCUUAACGCUCUGGUCCAGCAAGGAGCCUUACCAAGCAUGCAUUUGGGCUCAUGACAGAAAGAGGGACUUCUUGGCAGGGACGAGAUUUGGUGUCCACAAAUCCUUAAGGAUUCUUAAAUGUCUUAAAAUGUCAAGAUUCAAAACAUAACAUUUUAUCUGUUGCAGAACGAAUGACCAAUUGUAAAAAAAAAAAUAAAAAUAAAAUAAAAUAAAAUCUGUAUUCUAAAUAGCUUGCACUCCUGUUAGAAGGUGGUGUAUCAG